This is a messenger RNA of Leucoraja erinaceus (little skate), 1311 nucleotides long. RefSeq names its product actin-related protein 2-A. The record is from RefSeq and is a predicted model, not a curated record. Gene Ontology annotation, molecular function: actin filament binding. Bases 85 to 1269 code for a protein of 394 amino acids. Gene Ontology annotation, cellular component: Arp2/3 protein complex; actin cortical patch. Lineage: Eukaryota; Metazoa; Chordata; Chondrichthyes; Rajiformes; Rajidae. Gene Ontology annotation, biological process: Arp2/3 complex-mediated actin nucleation. The transcript has 9 exons.
CGCUUCCGGCGGGUGUGGGCGGGUGGACGGCGCGAGAGAAGGGAAGGGAAGGGCAGGGAAGGGAAGGGCGGCGGCCGCGGCGCCAUGGACAGCCAGGGCAGGAAGGUGGUGGUGUGCGACAACGGCACCGGGUUUGUCAAGUGUGGCUAUGCAGGCUCCAACUUCCCAGAGCACAUCUUCCCAGCACUGGUGGGCAGGCCCAUCAUCCGUUCCUCUGCCAAAGUUGGCAACAUUGAGAUCAAGGACCUGAUGGUGGGCGAUGAAGCGAGUGAGCUGCGGUCAAUGCUGGAGGUGAAUUACCCGAUGGAGAACGGCAUCGUCCGCAACUGGGACGACAUGAAGCACCUGUGGGAUUACACCUUUGGCCCAGAGAAGCUGAAUGUGGAAUCCAGGAAUUGCAAGAUCCUUCUGACGGAGCCACCGAUGAACCCCACAAAGAACAGAGAAAAGAUAAUAGAGGUGAUGUUUGAGACAUACCAGUUUAGCGGCGUAUACAUUGCCAUCCAGGCUGUGCUGACGUUGUAUGCUCAAGGUUUACUGACAGGCGUUGUCGUGGACUCUGGCGAUGGUGUGACCCACAUCUGUCCUGUUUACGAAGGGUUUUCAUUGCCACAUCUAACACGGAGACUGGACAUCGCCGGCAGGGACAUUACCCGAUACCUCAUUAAGUUGCUGCUGCUGCGGGGAUAUGCCUUCAACCACUCGGCUGACUUUGAGACGGUGCGGAUGAUGAAGGAGAAGCUGUGUUACGUGGGCUACAACAUCGAACAGGAGCAGAAACUAGCGCUGGAGACCACAGUGUUGGUGGAGUCCUACACACUUCCAGACGGUCGGGUGAUUAAGGUCGGAGGGGAGCGCUUCGAAGCAGCAGAAGCAUUGUUUCAGCCUCAUCUCAUUAACGUUGAGGGCGUUGGUGUUGCCGAGCUGCUCUUCAAUACCAUCCAGGCUGCAGAUAUUGACACCAGGUCUGAUUUCUACAAGCACAUCGUGCUGUCGGGGGGCUCCACCAUGUACCCGGGUCUGCCCUCCCGUCUGGAGCGGGAACUCAAACAGCUAUAUCUGGAGCGUGUACUCAAGGGGGACGUGGACAAGCUCUCUAAGUUCAAGAUCCGUAUCGAGGACCCUCCCCGUCGCAAGCACAUGGUCUUCCUGGGAGGGGCGGUGCUGGCAGACAUCAUGAAAGACAAGGACAACUUCUGGAUGACCCGGAAGGAGUACGAGGAGAAGGGGGUGCGUGUGCUGGAGAAGCUGGGGGUCACGGUCCGAUAGACGACACCUCCUCCAUGCCGGCCAUCUUGCUGCUUUCUCUAU